AAGCUGGAGUCCGCCAAGGGCAAAGGCAAGAACGCCGCGGACCUUGACCACUGGAGCAGCGACCUGGGCACCGACGGCGGAAAGCAGGAGCAGGUCACACUGCCGGGCAAGCUGCGGUCGGAGAUCAACAAGGUGGAGGGGGCGUCUGCCGUGGAGGGCACGCGCGAAACCGAGCUCGCAGAGGCGCUGGCAAAGCAGCUCGCCACGGUCGCCGCAGAGCUCGCAGAGCUCGAGCAGAUGAGAGCGGAGCUGCAAUCCAAGCGCGACGCCUCGCACGCCGCCGAGUCGGAGAUCCAACAGCUGCUCGACU
Molecule: messenger RNA, 310 nt
Organism: Prorocentrum cordatum
Lineage: Eukaryota; Dinophyceae; Prorocentrales; Prorocentraceae
Source: the annotation of a GenBank genome assembly